Molecule: messenger RNA, 2259 nt
Organism: Symbiodinium pilosum
Lineage: Eukaryota; Dinophyceae; Suessiales; Symbiodiniaceae
Source: the annotation of a GenBank genome assembly
GUCAGCGCAUGCGCGCCAGUAUCAGCAGCCUGCGGAUGUGAAGAACAGCAGGUGCUCAACCCAUGGGAUGAUUGCAUGUCUUUGCACUCGGUGGCGGCUCCAGAAGAGAGUCCCCGCCAGGAGAGCCUUGCGCCCACCAUCCUCGAGCAGUUGCCCAUGCUCGAGCAGUUGCGCAAGGAACACCGUGACGCAAAGUUCGAAAGCAAGAAGUCAAGAACAGCAGAGGCUGUUUGCGCUGCCAGCUCAGCAGCAGCAGCAGGGUCGAUUGGGCCUUCCGAGAAGGAGGAAAAGGGCAGCACAGAGGAGAAGGCGCUCGCAGAUGCAUACAACCAGAACAUCACGGCCACAAGCAUUGACGUUGAGGAAGUUGAGGCUGCGGCAGGCUUGGUGGCAGGCCACUCGAAGGCCACUGGCUCUGCCGCAGCAGGUACGACUGGAUCGCCGGAAGCCGCUCAGGGAGAAGGCAGCGCAGCUGAGAAGGUCUACGACCUAGAAGAUCGCGCCGCCCUGGGCCAGUUCAUCCUGGACCAAUUUGAGAUGCGAACAUCGGCCUGGUCCGCGCAGAGCCGCCUGGACAGAGAGCUGAAGAGGGGGUAUUUCUACAAGCUGCGGAAGGCGAAGACCGCCUUUCCGCGGCGGCAGGAAGCCGAGGGUGAGACUUGCACGCUCUCCAAUGGCAGCGAGGUGUCUGCAAUUGUUUCAAGAGAAGAGAUCAAGGAAUGGGCCGCAGGUGCCAAGAAGGCUAUCAUUUGUUCCGUGUCUCACAGCUGGGAAACUCGGGAACAUCCCGACCCCUGCCGGUUCCAGUUGGAACAGAUUGUGAAUUAUGUGUCCUUGUUUGAUGCCGCUUACUUCGAUGAUAUUUGGCUGUUCUACGAUUACGUGUCUCUGUUCCAGUUCCAACGAACCCCAGAGGAGGAUGUCCAUUUCCAAGCCGCCAUGGGCAACAUACACAUGUUCUAUGCCCAUAAUUUGACGCGGACGUUCCGAAUCGAAAGUCUCACCCCGGAGCGUGUUUGGCGGGCCAUGCUGGAAAACCCGGCAGAGCAAGUGCGUGUUUAUUUUGAGGAAGCCAAAGCCGUCACUCCGCGCCCUUUGAAGGAUCUGGUUGAGAAUCGGGUCCCGUAUAGUGACCGAGGUUGGUGCAAGGCGGAGGUGGAGUGGUCCUCAACGCGAGAUUUCACGGCCAAGAGUCAGCGCAUUGAUGCUGCAGAAGGGAAGAAGAAGGGCUCUGGCCUGAAAGGCCGAGUUCCGACUACUCCCGAGCUGUUUAAAGCACAGAUGGCCUCUGCCAAGUUUACGCACCGCGCGGAUGCGGGAAGUGUACAGUUUUUGCAAGCCAAAAUCUACCACCAAAAAGUUUCGGUUUGUCAGGAGGCAGUGCUUGAGCACUUGCCUGCAGCAGAAGUUACCAAGCUGGCAGCUGCGCUCCCGCAUUACCAGCAGCUCCGAACCCUUCGAGUACGGAACUUCGAAUGUGGCCCGCACGAAGCCAAAGCACUUGGUGAGGCCAUCGGCUGCCAUCCGACCCUCCAAGAGCUGGAGGUGCGGGCUGAUGUGCGUGCAGACAGAACGGCCCUGGUGAUCCUGGUGGAGGCCCUUGCAGAAGCUUUGAAAACCAAAGCGAUCACCAGUCUCGACUUGCGCCACAACAAAAUCGGUGAUGAGGGUGGGAAGGCUCUUGCUGAAGCUCUCAAGCACAACAGCACGAUGACCACCCUCAACUUGGCGGGCAACAAAAUCGGUGCUGAGGGUGGGAAGGCUCUUGCUGAAGCUCUCAAGCACAACAGCACGAUGACCACCCUCAACUUGGAGUGCAACAGAAUCGGUGCUGAGGGUGGGAAGGCUCUUGCUGAAGCUCUGAAGCACAACAGCACGAUGACCACCCUCAACCUUACCGCAAACAAAAUCGGCGCUGAGGGUGGGAAGGCUUUUGCCGAUGCUCUCCAGAAUAACAGCACCUUAACCAGCUCCACGUUGGACGGGAACGAAAUCAGGGCUGAAGACUUGGAGGCACGUUUUGGCGAGUUUUUGUGGACUUCCCUGCGUCCUGCCCUGGUGUGCCAGGCCGUGGCAGAGGCUCUCAAGCAGCGCUUCACGCAGGCCGAGGCCUGCUUGAGUUGGGCCUGUGGAGAACGGUGGAAUGGCGUUGCGCCUGAAAGCUGCCGUAAGCAGACUUGUUGUCAAGUCCACCUGCACAGCUUUUGGGCCAACCCAGGGCCCAUCCGCUUGCAGGUGAACUCUUAUCGCGAUACGUGA